Messenger RNA from Dendrobium catenatum, 1792 nucleotides. Its product is annotated as UDP-rhamnose/UDP-galactose transporter 6. The record is from RefSeq and is a predicted model, not a curated record. NCBI's taxonomy places the organism in Eukaryota, Viridiplantae, Streptophyta, Magnoliopsida, Asparagales, Orchidaceae. Gene Ontology annotation, cellular component: Golgi apparatus. The transcript has 6 exons. Bases 341 to 1348 code for a protein of 335 amino acids. Gene Ontology annotation, molecular function: UDP-galactose transmembrane transporter activity; antiporter activity.
CUCUCCUCGGCUUUGAACUGGACGAGCACAAAGCGCGAGGGUAUUUUCUUUAAUAGAUGAAAAGAUCGAUCGCCGUCGAGCGGGAAUCCACCGUCGCCAAUCUGAUCUCGUUGGGAUUCAUUUUUUAAGAGCCGUGGAGAGAUCCAGAUCCAAACUGUCUUUUCCUCCUACUUCUCUUCUCUGGUCUCAAAACGGCGGCUCGGAUGCCCUCUCGGUGGAGGACCCUGUCAUCAAGAAGUUAUUUUUGCUCCCAGUAUAGAUCUGUAUAGGAGCUGCUAUGGAAUUUGUAUCCUGAAGACUUCUGCAAUAACUGUAAACUAAAGGAGUUUAAUUGGAAGAAAUGGCACCAGCAAGCAAAGCUGACAGAAAGGCAGCAUUAGAUGUUGCCUCUUGGAUGUUCAAUGUUGUAACCUCAGUUGGGAUCAUCAUGGUUAAUAAAGCCUUGAUGGCCACUCAUGGAUAUGGAUUUGCGACGACAUUAACCGGUCUACAUUUUACUGCUACAACAAUCAUGACUGUUGUGCUCAGGUGUCUUGGAUAUGUUCAGCCAUCCCACUUGCCUGUACCUGAUCUAAUAAAAUUUGUCGUCUUUGCGAACCUGUCAAUUGUUGGAAUGAAUGUUAGUCUAAUGUGGAAUUCUGUGGGAUUUUAUCAGAUUGCGAAGCUAUGUAUGAUCCCUGUAUCAUGUUUUCUAGAAGUUCUUUUUGAUAAAGUUCGUUACUCCCGAGACACAAAACUUAGCAUAUUGGUAGUUCUUAUUGGUGUUGCAGUCUGUACCAUCACUGACGUGAGUGUUAAUGCCAGAGGCCUUAUAGCUGCCACUAUAGCAGUUUGGAGCACUGCUUUACAACAAUAUUAUGUACAUUUUCUUCAACGGAAGUACUCUCUUGGAUCAUUCAACCUCUUGGGCCAUACUGCUCCCGUGCAAGCAGCGUCUCUGUUGCUUCUUGGUCCCUUUGUGGAUUAUUGGUUGACCAGGCAAAGGGUGGAUACUUUCAACUACAAUAUAAUUGCAGUGUUCUUUAUCAUUUUGUCAUGCAUCAUCGCCAUUGGUACCAAUCUAAGUCAGUUCAUCUGCAUCGGUCGAUUCACCGCUGUCUCCUUCCAAGUUCUAGGCCAUAUGAAGACCAUCCUUGUCUUGGUUUUGGGAUUCUUCUUAUUCGGAAGAGAAGGUCUCAAUCUCCAUGUAGUUCUUGGCAUGUUAUUAGCCGUUGCAGGAAUGAUUUGGUAUGGGAAUGCCUCAUCCAAGCCAGGGGGUAAAGAACGGCGUAGUUUUUCCAUGCCAAGUGGUAAAUCUCAGAAGGAUGGCCUUUUGACAGAAUCUGGACAGCUCGAUGAAAAGGUCUAAGGCUUCGUUUGGGACGGCUUUCCUACUGCUUUUUAAAGCCGUUUUUUGUACUAAAAAGUUGUUUUAAGAAGCAGUAAGAAAGCCAUCCCAAUAAAGCCUAAAUUAUAUUCCCAUGCAGAUAGUAGGCAUCUUAUCUUUCUUGCAGGAACUUAUAGUGUUUCGCUGAGAUCAUUUAUAGGAAAAAUCUGACAGUCUUUGAUGAGGGCUGGCGUUAUUGUUUCCAUCUUUGUAUUUUCUACUCUUUUUUGUUUUGUAUUUUUUUCUGGGGAAGGCCGUUAUUGGUUUUCAAGAUUCCCCAUCCCAAAUACUACGUUCCAUUGUUGCUUAUAGUAAUUUAUUUCCUCCUAAUAAGUUGUUCUGCAGAGGAAGCUGUUUCAUUCAAAUUGACAUUAAUGGUUUUUGUCAAGUUAUGAACAUCAAGACUAACGAAAUUUUGUUUAAAUU